AUGUUUUAAAAUUAGUUUUAGAAUACACCGUUGUUUGAGAUAUUUGAUUCCAAAGAUGUACUAAAUAAAGCCAACAAGGAGAAAGAGAAGCAUUACUAACAGCUAUUAAAAAUUACAACAAAUAGUUUUGUUAAAGAUUUCGAUAAAUAAUUAAAGAACUAUAUUAUUGAAUUGCAAGGACAGAACACAAAAGUCCAUUUCCCAAAGGAAGGAGAUCUAGGAUUAGUCUAACAGUUUUUAUGUCUCUAAAUCUAUGUUCCAUAGACAUAAUAAUGGACAAUUGAGUUUUCAAUUACUGAUACCUCUAAAACUAAGCGCCAUGUUUAUUUAACAUAGAAUUGUAAAUAAAUUGAGAAAAAGCCAUUCCACAUAAGAUAUCCAAUAGAAGUACCAAAAAGCAUUUGGCUAAACCUUUAAAUAGAUCUACAUUCAUUUAUUUAAGGUUGGAAAGGAAUGACAUUCAGAUCCUUAGAUUUAUUUGUCAUUUAAUCACCUUGCAAAUUAAGAAAGAUUUUUACAAUGAAAUAGGCUGAUACUGAUGGGUCCAUCAUGGGGAAACAUGGCUUUCCAAUUGGAUUUGAACAUCAAAACCUAAUAAUUUAAUAUUAGGACAAUAAUUUAGAGACUUCACAAGACAGUUGCCAAAUGAAGAUUACUUCCAAAAAAGCAACUGGAUUUUCAUAACAAUCACAGCAAAGCCAGUAAAGUUAGAAAUAAUAAAAGUUAACUUAGGAGAAAAUAACCAGGGCUAAUAUUGUUUAUGAUGAUCAUCCAACCCCCAAAAAAAAGACUCAACAACCACAAUAAUUGUCAUAAUAAUAAAAAUAAUUGAUCGUCACUUCCAGUUCUAAAUCAAAUCAAUAGGAUAUUUCUUAAAAUGAAUUUGACAUGAGUACUAAAUUGUCUGUUAGAAAUAAUAAAAUUAGCCAACAAGCUGACAGUGUUAGAAGGAAUGACAAAUCUGUCCAAAAACAUAGGGACUUGUCAAGUAGUAAAAAAUAAUAGAGUAAUGCCAGAAUGGCGCAUUCAUUUCCUCGUAAGCCACCUUUGUAGGAAUAAUUGAACUAAGAUUAUUACAUCAAAACUCAAAAGUUUACUACCUUUAAUGAACAGAAACAAAAAGAUGAUGAAAUCGAAGAAAACAUUGAAAUAGCAGUUGAAUAAAAGGCAGAGGAGAUUAUUGAGGAAAGUCAAAAAAAAAUUAUAACCGCAAAUAAUUUUAAUAAGAGAAGUCUAAGUGAACUUAAAGGGGAAUCUAAUAACCAAAGAAAUGAUUAGCAAUUCGAAGAUAGCUUAGAAUAACCAUUUAAGAAUAGUGUCACUACAUUUGCAUAAGAAGGUUACUAUGCAAAUUAACUAAAAAAAUAUACAGACUUAAAUCGACCAUUCACUCCAGAAUAUAACUCCGAUUUCAAAUUUGGACAAUCCAAUUAUUAAUAAUUCUGA
This is a messenger RNA of Paramecium tetraurelia, 1446 nucleotides long. RefSeq lists its product as uncharacterized. The record is from RefSeq and is a predicted model, not a curated record. The transcript has 6 exons. NCBI's taxonomy places the organism in Eukaryota, Ciliophora, Oligohymenophorea, Peniculida, Parameciidae.